GCUCUUGACUCAUUCCACUGAUUGAUGAGAUUUAGUAGUCCCAAGCUAGCCUUCGCAAGUUCGUUCUGGGUCAACCGUGGCACCGCACUAACCUAGAUCCCGCCAUUCUAGAGGUGGAUGAACCGUAGCAUCUGCCACCACCUCCUAGCCCACUGCUGCAAAUCGAUAAGGGAGCUCGAGCAGAUCCACGCUGGGGCCCUCGUCCAUGGCCUCCACCCUGGCAACCAGUCCGUCUCCUGUAAGAUGUUCCGGUCCUACGCCGACCUCGGCCGCGCCGCCGACGCGCGCAGGCUCUUCGGCGAGAUCCCGGAACCCGACCUCGUCUCCCUCACUAGCCUCAUGUCGCUCCACCUCCAGUUGAACCAGCAUCGCGAGGCCAUGUGGCUGUUCUCGCGUGUCGUGGCCUCCGGAGUCCACCGGCCGGACGGGUUCGCUGUUGUCGGCGCGCUUUCGGCCUCCGGCGGGGUCGGGGAUCUGCGGGCUGGUGAGGCGCUGCACGGCAUGAUUUUCCGGUGCGGGUUGGGGUCGGAGCCGGUCGUUGGCAAUGCCUUGGUUGAUAUGUAUAGUCGGUGCGGGAGGUUUGAGGGUGCGGUGGCGGUGUUUGAGGAAAUGGCUGUGAAGGAUCAUGUUACCUGGGGUAGCAUGCUGCAUGGGUAUAUUAAGUGUGUCGGUGUGGAUUCAGCAUUGUCCUUCUUUGAUCAAAUGCCUAUGAAGAGUGUGGUUUCGUGGACAGCGUUGAUCACCGGCCAUGUCCAGGCCAAGAACCCUAUACGAGCUCUAGAGCUCUUUGGUAGGAUGGUGCUUGAGGGCCACCGUCCUACUCAUUUUACGAUCGUAGGCGUGCUAUCAGCUUGUGCUGACAUUGGCGCUCUAGAUCUAGGACGUGUAAUUCAUGGAUAUGGUAGCAAAUUUAAUGUCAGCACAAAUAUAAUUGUUAGCAAUGCCCUGAUGGACAUGUACGCAAAGAGUGGAAGCAUAGAGAUGGCAUUUGCUGUGUUUGAAGAAGUACCCUUGAAGGAUGCAUUCACGUGGACAACGAUGAUCUCGAGUUUCACUGUCCAGGGUGAUGGCAGCAAAGCUCUGGAGCUCUUUGGUGACAUGCUAAGGUCUGGGAUAGUCCCAAAUAGCGUGACCUUUGUCUCAGUUUUAUCAGCGUGCAGCCAUGCUGGAUUGAUACAACAGGGCAAGGAGUUAUUUGAUAAAAUGCGUGGUACCUACAAUAUCAAUCCCCAGCUUGAGCACUAUGGAUGCAUGGUUGAUUUGUUAGGACGGGGUGGACUACUAGAGGAAGCAGAAGCCCUGAUAUAUGAUAUGGAUGUGGAACCUGAUGUUGUUAUAUGGAGGUCACUUCUUAGUGCAUGCCUUGUCCAUGGCAAUGAUAGAUUAGCUGAGAUUGCUGGGAAGGAAAUUAUAAAGAGAGAACCAGGGGACGAUGGGGUUUAUGUUCUUCUCUGGAACAUAUAUGCCUCAUCUGAUAAACGGAAAGAAGCUCUGGAUAUGAGGAAUCAAAUGUUGAUGAGGAAAGUAUUUAAAAAGCCAGGGUGCAGUUGGAUUGAAGUUGAUGGGGGUGUACAUGAAUUCUUGGUAGAAGACAAAACACAUGCUGCUAGAAGGGAAAUCUAUGAAACCUUGAAUGAAAUCAAUAGGCACUUAAAGAUGGAUCUUAGAGUCUUUGCUGAUGGGGAACUCUUAUUCUAA
This is a messenger RNA of Brachypodium distachyon (stiff brome), 1698 nucleotides long. Its product is annotated as pentatricopeptide repeat-containing protein At2g22410, mitochondrial-like. Gene Ontology annotation, molecular function: RNA binding; protein binding. The transcript has a single exon. Lineage: Eukaryota; Viridiplantae; Streptophyta; Magnoliopsida; Poales; Poaceae. Gene Ontology annotation, biological process: RNA modification. Bases 118 to 1698 code for a protein of 526 amino acids. The record is from RefSeq and is a predicted model, not a curated record.